Molecule: messenger RNA, 789 nt
Organism: Rotaria sp. Silwood1
Lineage: Eukaryota; Metazoa; Rotifera; Eurotatoria; Philodinida; Philodinidae
Source: the annotation of a GenBank genome assembly
AUGGCCACUGCUGUACCUGAUUAUUAUUGUCAUAAAUGUCGAGUACAUAUUGGGCAUGUUACAAAUUUUGAAUGCCCACAUUGUAGAGAUAGUUUCAUAGAAGAACUUCCUGCAGAACAUCCAUCAUCUCAUUCGCGACAUAAUCAACCACGUCAUCGUAAUAGAAUUCGUUUUCAUGGUUCAACACCAUUUGGUAAUACAACAAUAGUUAUUGGUGGUGGUCAUCCAUCACAUAAUGGAAAUCCUCAAACUAAUAAUCCAGAUAUGGGAACAUUUUUUCAAACAGUUCUUUCACAAAUUGUUGGUGGUUCACAAGUUCCAUUUGGUGUACAAUCCGGCGGAAUGUUUGAUUCAGCAAAUCUUGAUGCAUUUCUUACACAAUUUUUAAAUCAAAUGGGAGAUAAUGGUGGUCCAGCACCGGCAUCUGAAAAUCGUAUAAAUUCAAUUCCAACAGUGAAAAUCACAGCUGCACAAGCACAUGAUUGUUUACAGUGUGCUAUUUGUAUGGAUGAAUUUAAACUACAUGAUGAAGCUAAACGUCUUCCUUGUUCACAUCAUUUUCAUGAAGAAUGUAUAUUACGAUGGCUUAGAAUGCAUGGAACAUGUCCAACAUGUCGUGUUACAUUAGAAGGUGAUAAUACAAGUAAUCGGGAAUAUUAUAAUUUUUUUCCAAAUCAUCGACAACAACAACAAUCAUCAUCAUCAUCAAGGAAUAAUAAUCGUCGAAAUAAUGGAGGCAAUAAUGGAUCUAAUUCAACAUCUGGAUCAACUUUAUUCGAUUUCGACUAA